AAAAAAAAAAACAAAUUUAGUCUUCAUCGAUCCUCUUUGUCUGAAAACCUUUCGUUCCGCGAUUCAUCGGCGUUUUCCUUAACCCUCGACGACCUCUCUCCGAUGUCAUUCCCACAGUCUUCAGCUUCCUCUUCAUCAUCAUCUUCCGCCUCUCAGUACACAUACACUUCUAACUCCUACUAUUCCGCGCCUUACCAGCCUCCACAGCCCUUCGUAGCUCCGUCGCCUGCUCCAGCGCCUCCGGUUGCUACCAUUCCCGGAGCUACCGUCUAUCCUCAGCCAAUUGGUCCCGUUCCCGCCGUGUACUCUUACCCUCAGUAUCAGGCGCAUCAGUUGUUUCAGAGAGAUGCACAAACCAUCACACCAGAGGCGCUUGAGAAUGUGAAGGCUGCUUUGGCUAGUAGCGAAACAGAACACAAAGCUGAAACUAAGAAGAGAGCUAUUCCUCGUAAAGCUGCUGGACAGUCUUGGGAGGAUCCUACUCUUGCUGAGUGGCCUGAAAAUGACUAUCGCUUGUUUUGUGGUGAUCUUGGGAAUGAAGUAAAUGAUGAUGUUCUUUCCAAGGCGUUUGCUCGAUUCCCCACCUUCAAUAUGGCCAAGGUCAUCAGAGAUAAGCGGACUGGUAAAACCAAGGGUUAUGGGUUUGUGAGUUUUUUAAAUCCUGCUGAUCUUGCUGCGGCCCUAAAAGAAAUGAAUGGUAAAUAUGUUGGGAAUCGUCCAAUAAAAUUAAGAAAGAGCAGCUGGAAAGAGAGAACAGAUCAGGAGGCUGCAGAAAGACAAAAGCAUCACAGCAAUAAGAAGCAAAAGACAGUGAAGAAGAAGAGUGUACUCCACAAGUGAACAAUAGAUUGCAUUUUGAAGGCUUAUAUGCCAAGAAAUAAUAGAGGGUGUUUGAACUUUACCUUUGAUAUUUAACCAAUUGAGUUGGAAUAGACUAUCAUCUUAUAAGAAAGAAAAAUUAAUUAAACUUGAAUUUAUUUCUUUAAUUAUUUGAGGAUUUAUAUGUUGUAAAUCUUUGUGCUACUAGUAUUUUACCUUUUUGAUCUGUUCUACAAUGAUUAUCGAG
This is a messenger RNA of Eruca vesicaria subsp. sativa (arugula), 1066 nucleotides long. NCBI's taxonomy places the organism in Eukaryota, Viridiplantae, Streptophyta, Magnoliopsida, Brassicales, Brassicaceae. The record is from the annotation of a GenBank genome assembly.